UCUUCCAGUGCUGACGGAUGUCCUGACAGAUCUGCUGCAAGGAGGAAUUCUUCGUUUUCUUCUGUUUCUUCUAAACUAUAUCUUGAACGGAUUUCUUUGGUUUAUAUAUCUUCUAUCUUCAACGAUCGCAUAAAAAUUCCAUAUAGAAAUUGCAGGCAGAUUCUGUGAACUUUUAAAUGCAUUAUUCAAGCUAAAAAAAUCGUUUGAAACUGAAUAUUUGCCCUAUGAAUUGAUCGGUGGACAGUUCGGAAAAAAUCGUUUGGCAUCCAAAAUCUGUGGAAUAGAAAAAAAAAUUACAAUUCUACAUUAAAAGAAACAGAAAUUACUUUUUAUAAUAAUUAAAAACUUUUAUAUUAUAAAGAAUUUCUAAAUACUUUAUAAAUCGUUUGGUCUGAAAUACAAUACAGAUUAACGCUGCAUUUUCGUACGUUUUCGUGAAAAAGUGUUCAGUUUAAUGUUUGUCUCGUACAAUUUGGCAACGCCAGAUAUAUUUCAAUAUCAAACGAUUAGUUAGCUUUCCAUAGAAACUUUACCAAGCCGGUCUUGAAGUGAACUUUUCAGCUAUUAUUGUUCAGAUAUUUGAAUCCUUCGAGCAAGUGAAGAAAAGAACAUUAAUUUAUCACAGAAUUUAUUUAUAUUUCUCCAAAAAAUAAACAUUAUUCUGAAAAAAAAAAAUGAAGGAUUUAACUCCAGAUUCUGACAGUGAAAAUAGCUUGGGUAUUUAUAUAAAUCCAACGGAGGGAUUGGUAACAGAUACAACUUCAUCGGAAGAUAUAUGCGAUGCAUUCUUAACAAAAUCCGAACCUGAGAACCAACUGGAAAACCAAGUGAACCCGUUCGUUGGAUCUUUGUGUUACUUGCCCUUUCAGCAUAAUGGACAGAGCCUUGUAGCUUUCACAUUGGGAAAUCAACAGAACUAUAUGCAAAGAAGGAAAAGAUCAUCAAAAUCCAGGUCCAGUUCCGAGAUCCAGAGGCACCGUAACCGUCGCUCCUGCCACAGCGUGGAGGAACUACACAACCAGCGUGUGCUGGCCAAUGUCCGCGAGCGACAGCGGACGCAGAGCCUCAACGAUGCCUUCUCGGCACUCAGGCGCAUCAUCCCCACUCUGCCCUCGGACAAGCUCAGCAAGAUACAGACGCUCAGGCUGGCCGCCAGAUACAUAGACUUCCUCUACCAGGUUAUCCACAGCGGAGAGGUUGAAGAGAAUGUGCAACAGCAACAGCAGCCACCAAAAGCUUCACCCUGCACAUACUUAGCACACGAAAAACUGAGCUACGCUUUCUCAGUGUGGAGGAUGGAAGGGGCCUGGUCAAACCCUCAUUGACCAAUACUAUAGAAGAUCACUUGUGCCAAGAACAGUCUUUAUUUUAGUAACGCUGGACGUUUCAAAAGACCGAAGAAAUCUCUUAUUAGUAUUGAUACACAAAUAAACCCGUGUGGUUGCAAUACUAUAGAUUUCCUUCAAUGUAUUUCAAGCAAAAUUGAAGCUAGUGAAAUUGCGAAUUCCAAGUUAACAUUCGAUUCGUGCGUAAUGUUUUCAUCGUAUUUACAUGUAUAAUAUAAGCAUUGGUUUUCGGAAUCUAUACUUGUAUGUAUUUAAGCUAAGCAUAUGAUUUUAUGUUACAGAUAUGCAUUCGUAUAAUAAGAUACCUGGAGAAAUUGGAGAUUCAGAUUAUCAGCUUGAACUAUAUAUUUUAUCACUAUUAUCUUCAUAAAUUAUUGCAUUUUUCUAUUACGACUCUUUAAUUGGAGGGGUUAAGAAUAUUAAUUUAUUUAAUAUUUAUGUAAAUAAUCACCAAAAAUAUAUUAUAUAUAAAUUAAAUUUUUCUAUUAUAAAAUAUAAAUUAUUUACAUAUCUUGCAAGCAUUCUUUAUUAUUAUCUCAAAUCGUAUCAAUUUGACUUAUUUUACGUAUAAUGAAAAUUUGAUUUGAAACAUAUUCAACUCGUGAUUUAUAUAAAAAUUUCUAUCGAUGUAUUGUUAAAGUGACUAUCUCGCUUGUUUUUCCGACUUUGACAUUUUAAAACAGUUUGACCAAAAAUCUCUAAUGAGGUUACAACGCAUCAUCGACUUAUGUUUGAAGACUCAAGGAUAUGGUGAAUGAUAUUAAACGUUUCAAGAUCUGUAAUAUCAUUGUCAAUUCCACUGGCAACGGCUUAAUGAGUCUUAAGUAGCAACAUCAUUAGGAUACUAAUUAAGAAAAUAUUUAUUCAUUAUUAAAUACAAAUUAAAAUAUUUCAGGUGAAAAAUUCUUAAAUCUUUCCUACUCAGAUUAAUAUUUUAAAUGCAUGUAGAACUGUAGCAUUGGUUUCUUUGUAUUCAUGCAUUUUUCAUUUAUAAAGUACUAAAAAUUUGCAAUUAAAUUUUAUAUUUGUAUUUUAUACUUGUUUAAACCUAUUACGACAUGCAAGAUAACUCGAAGGGGAAAUGAUUACUUCUUAAUAGAACAUUUUUUAUUGUUCUUUUAUAUGCGCAUUUUUCUCAUAUAUUUGU
Argiope bruennichi is the source of this 2493-nucleotide messenger RNA. Its product is annotated as twist-related protein 2-like. The transcript is spliced from 4 exons. The record is from RefSeq and is a predicted model, not a curated record. Gene Ontology annotation, molecular function: DNA-binding transcription factor activity, RNA polymerase II-specific; RNA polymerase II transcription regulatory region sequence-specific DNA binding; protein dimerization activity. Bases 675 to 1325 code for a protein of 216 amino acids. NCBI's taxonomy places the organism in Eukaryota, Metazoa, Arthropoda, Arachnida, Araneae, Araneidae. Gene Ontology annotation, biological process: regulation of transcription by RNA polymerase II; developmental process.